AUGGCAACUCCUCCACAAGCAACCACUGAACCUCUUCGUAGGUCAGCCAUCAAACCACGAAAGACGUUCAGAGAAUUAUUUCUCCAUCGACUUCCUCACUACAAUGGACCUUACAAUGUUGGAUAUAUGGACAUCGAAGUUCCGGUUCGCGAUCCUCGGCCAAUUUCCAACCUUCGAAGAAAUGGGAAACCGGUCCUUCGACUGGACACAGUCCUGAUGGGAAUAUAUUAUCCAUGCGAUCUACAAUCUCAUAAUAACGCAGAAAAGCCUCGCCGCGUCGACUGGAUGCCACGGCCACGAACUGCAACUGCCAAGGGCUAUGCUAAAUAUCUUCAGAUCCCAGCGCUCCCGGUUACUGCCUACCUUGCCUGCACCUCUCUCUUCACAAAGUUGCCUGCAUUUCGAAACGCCAAACUGGCUGCCCACUGGCCAGAAGACAUACGCAAUGACUCUGGUCCAACUGGACAGAAGGCCAGGGAGGAAGAGGCAGAUUCUACAUGUCGGCCGACAUUCCCCGUCAUCAUAUUCAGUCAUGGACUUGGCGGCUCGCGACUUUGCUAUAGUUCAAUCUGUGGAGAGCUUGCAAGCUUCGGAUUUAUUGUCGUAGCGUUGGAACAUCGCGAUGGCAGCGGUGCCAGGACAUAUGUCAGUCUUCCAAGCAACGUGGAGGCCGCGGCUAUAGAAUCGUCAACAGCCGAAUUACACACAAAUAACGAGGGCAAGGAGAGUUAUACCAAAGAUAAAAAAGUGCAACGCCGAAGGAAGGAAGGAUCAAACCCAUAUUAUGUUGUUGAUUAUAUUCUUCCCAAAGACAAUGCCCAAGACACCUCUCCUCAUAACCGCAGAGGUGUUGAUCACACUUUAAGAUCAGCUCAAAUUGAACUACGACAAGAAGAGAUAAAGGAAGCCUUCUAUAUUCUCGACUUAAUUAACUCUGGUCAUGGAGAUGAUGUUGCAUCAUUGAACCUCCGAAAGAGCGGGAAUGUGGCAUCUAGCUCUAUGGGCCUCAAAGGCGUCAACUGGGAAGACUGGAAAGGCAACAUGUUUCUAAACAAUGUCACUAUGAUGGGACAUUCGUUCGGUGGUGCAACUACAGUCCAGAUUUGCCGAGAUCAUUCACUAAAAUGGCUAGGUCAGGGAGUUAUUCUUGACGCUUGGGGUCAGGCAACACCUCCGGCUGGAGAGAAUUCGAAGGAAAGGAUCGCGAAGCCUAUUUUAUCAAUCUCGUCCGAAGCUUUCAUGCACUGGAAGGAGAAUUUUGACAAAGUUGUCGAGUUUAGUAAUGAAGCCCGUGAAUCUGGGACAUUAUGCUGGAUGCUUACAAUCGUCGGAUCAACUCAUCUCGCAAUGACUGAUCUCGCUGUCCUUUAUCCACAGUGGAUGUCAAUACUAAUGAAGUCCAUGGUGAACCCAUUACGGGCAGUCUCUCUCACCAUCACGACAUCCUUGGAGUUCCUUAAAAUUGUACUACCUCCAGAACAGACCAAAUACAACAUGUGGGCAGACGAACAGCUGCUACAGUCUGCAGAGCCACCACCCGAACCCACAGAGCCUCUUCGGACGGACCACGCACCUGAUCAAAAGUGGGUUGCCGUACGCCUCAAGAUACCCAAUGAAUUCUCGGUACGGCUCAGGGCAUGGUUUCGCCAUACUUGGAGGUUCGUUAUUUGUGCAGGGCGUGAGGUCGCUGACCUCACCCAUGGCUUGCAUGAUUUCGGGCAGCAGGAAGAAAUUUGGACGCACAUGUGCCCUACUCACGAGGCUGUGGAGGAAUACAUGAACCAAUUUCGAUGA
Messenger RNA from Trichoderma virens Gv29-8, 1794 nucleotides. RefSeq lists its product as uncharacterized. Bases 1 to 1794 code for a protein of 597 amino acids. Gene Ontology annotation, molecular function: 1-alkyl-2-acetylglycerophosphocholine esterase activity. Lineage: Eukaryota; Fungi; Ascomycota; Sordariomycetes; Hypocreales; Hypocreaceae. The transcript has a single exon. The record is from RefSeq and is a predicted model, not a curated record.